Molecule: messenger RNA, 467 nt
Organism: Ceratina calcarata
Lineage: Eukaryota; Metazoa; Arthropoda; Insecta; Hymenoptera; Apidae
Product: glutathione S-transferase theta-1-like
Exons: 1
Coding region: 32-295 (87 amino acids)
Biological process (GO): glutathione metabolic process
Cellular component (GO): cytoplasm
Molecular function (GO): glutathione transferase activity
Source: RefSeq, a predicted model, not a curated record
UUUUGUAAGCGACUUAUUGUAACUGAGCACAAUGAGCCUGAAAUUGUAUUAUGAUUUGUUGUCGCAACCGUCCAGAGCUCUUUACAUAUUUUUAAAAGUAUGUAAUAUUCCAUUUGAGGGGAAAUUGGUAAAUCUGGGCAAAGGUGAACAUCUUACAUCAGAAUACAAAAAAGUUAAUCCGUUCCAAAAAGUACCAGCUAUUGAGCAUAAUGGUUUGAAUAUGUUUGAAAGGUAUUGUUUUGUAGUAAUUUUUCUACAAAUGUUCUUAAUACAAAAAUUGUUAGAUGCUAUGUAAAUUAAAUUUCAACUUAUAAUUCAAUAUAAAUGUAUAGGUGAUUCUACCUUAUUCAAUAAAAAAAAUGUAAAUGCCUCUAUAUAAUAUGCUAAAAUGACUAAGAUCUAUACUAUGCAGAUUAUGUAAUUUCGGAUCCUAUGGGAUUACUGUUCUAUAAAAGUGUACACUAAUC